AUGGAGGCUGACGCGGGGCCGGAGCGCCGGCCUGCAGAGCGCCGCGACCCGGGGUCGGCGCCGUGCCCGGAUCCCGAGGAGGGCGCGCGGGCCCGGGCCGAGUUCUGUGCGCUGCACGGCCCGGCGCUGCGCGCGUCGGGGGUGCCCGAGCGGUACUGGGGCCGCCUCCUGCACAAGCUGGAACACGAGGUGUUUGACGCUGGGGAGAUGUUCGGAAUAAUGCAAGUAGAAGAAGCGGAGGAGGACAGUGAGGAUGAGGCGACUCGGGGAGCGCGUGAGAAGAAGCCCAACCCUGGCAGCGAGCUCUGCUACAAGGUCAUCGUGACCAAUGAGAAUGGGCUCCGAGCAGCCGACCCCAACAGCAUCUACCUCGUCGACCACGCCUGGACGUGCCGGGUGGAGCAUGCCCGCCAACAGCUGUGGCAGGUGCCGGGGCUGCUGCACCGCAUGGCCAACCUCAUGGGCAUCGAGUUCCACGGCGAGCUGCCCAGUGCUGAGGCCGUGGACCUGGUGCUGGAGGAGAUGUGGAAGUUCAACCAGACCUACCAGCUGGCCCAUGGGACAGCCGAGGAGAAGGUGCCAGUGUGGUAUGUCAUGGAUGAGUUUGGCUCGCGCAUCCAGCACGCGGACGUACCCAGCUUUGCCACUGCACCCUUCUUCUACAUGCCCCAGCACGUGGCCUACACGCUGCUGUGGCCCCUGAGGGACCUGGAUACAGGUGAGGAGGUGACCCGGGACUUUGCCUAUGGAGAAGCAGACCCUCUGAUCCGGAAGUGCAGGCUGCUGCCCUGGGCCCCUGCCGACAUGUUGGACCUGAGCUCCUCCACCCCCGAGCCACCCAGUGAGCACUACCAGGCCAUUUUGGAGGAAAACAAGGAGAAGCUGCCACUUGCCAUCGACCCAGUGGUGUACCCCAGCGACCACAUCUUCAAGGUCUACACGGACAUCCAGCAGGUGCUCAGCCACCUCACCCACCCGCGCUUCACCUUCACCCAGAACGAAGCGGACGCCGACAUCCUCUAUAACUUCUCUCACUUCAAGGACUACAGGAAGCUCAGCCAGGAACGGCCCCAAGUGCUACUGAACCAGUUCCCCUGCGAGAGCCUUCUGACAGUGAAGGACUGCCUGGCCUCCAUCGCACGCCGGGCGGGGGGUCCUGAGGGCCCGGCCUGGCUGCCCCGAACCUUCAACCUGCGCACCGAGCUGCCCCAGUUCAUCAGCUACUUCCAGCAGCGUGAGAGGCGGGGCGAGGACAACCACUGGAUCUGCAAGCCCUGGAACCUGGCCCGCAGCCUGGACACCCACAUCACCAGGAGCCUGCACAGCAUUGUCCGGCACCGCGAGAGCACCCCCAAGGUUGUGUCCAAAUACAUUGAAAGUCCUGUCUUGUUCCUUCGUGAAGAUGUGGGGAGUGUCAAGUUCGACAUCCGCUAUAUCGUGCUUCUGCGGUCUGUGAAGCCCCUGAGGGUGUUCACAUAUGACGUGUUCUGGCUGCGGUUCUCCAACCGCCCCUUUGCGCUCAAUGACCUGGAUGACUAUGAGAAACAUUUCACCGUCAUGAACUAUGACCCGGAAGUGGUACUGAAGCAGGUGCACUACGAUGAGUUCAUCCCCGAGUUCGAGAAUCAACACCCACAAUUUCCAUGGAGGAGCGUCCAGGCCGAAAUCUUCCGGGCCUUCACAGAGCUAUUCCAGGCGGCGUGUGCCAAGCCGCCACCCAUGGGCCUCUGCGACUAUCCCUCAUCUCGAGCCAUGUAUGCCAUCGACCUCAUGCUGAAGUGGGACAAUGGUCCAGAUGGGAAGCGAGUGAUGCAGCCACAGAUCCUUGAGGUGAACUUCAACCCGGACUGUGAGCGAGCCUGCAGGUACCACCCGACCUUCUUCAAUGACGUCUUCAGCACCCUGUACCUGGACGAGCCCAGCAACUGCCAUGUCACCCGCCUCAUCUAGGCGCUCGCCAGCCCCCCCACUUGUGCGCUCGGGUGGAUUCCAGCCUUAGCCUCUGUGGACUUCCCCCCUGCCCCCAACCCCCUCUGGGCACAGCCUGGCCUGUGAGCCACUGCCCAGCUCAGGGUCCUCCUCCCCUUGUAGGUCGGGAGCCCCAGUGCCCCCAGGCCUGAGUGCCAGGCCCCAUCCAUACUUUGCUCACCACCAUCCGCACAGUGAUUGGUCUCAGCUCAGCUAAGGGCUUUAUUCCAGAGAGUCUGGUUCUUGGGCUGCCAUGCUUCCCAGGGUGUUAGCCAAAGAAGGGCUCUGGGGAGCCUGGCGAGGUAACCUCAGAAGCAGGGUUCUCUGGGCAUGGCUGUGGGAGCCCAACAUCGACACGGCCAGGCUGGCUUUUCCUGCGCUUCCGUGAGGGCACUGUGGCUCCUCAGUGUCAGGCCACACUCCACCCCGGGGCCCUGAGUGACAGGCGCCCCCAGAACACCCUGGGGAACCAGCUACCAGACCCAGCCUUCUUGCCCAACAAGCUUGACCAGACCCUUCACCAGCACCCUUCCAGGAAGCUCCAGGCAGGAAGGCCACAGUGGUUGCUGUGGCUUUUCCACUUGGGAAGGACAGGCCAUCCUGGGGCCCAGCGGCCCCCCUGUCACCGGCACUGCAGUGGCUCCCCUCAUCUGAGGUUGGCUGGGACACUCUGGCUUGGGAGCUCAGGGACAAGUGUGGGCAGCAGAGUACCAGGCGGCAGACGCUGAGAAAGAUGAUUCCAGAAGAACAUUAUACCGGAUGGCAUCAUCCACUGGAGUCUAGCGUCCAAGUGUUGGAUUUUUUGUUAUUGUUUCAUUCGUGGGAGAAAAAUAUAAAGUUCUCUUAAUUUUGUUUGAAA
Manis javanica (Malayan pangolin) is the source of this 2827-nucleotide messenger RNA. It is a transcript of the gene TTLL12, whose product is annotated as tubulin tyrosine ligase like 12. The record is from RefSeq and is a predicted model, not a curated record. Gene Ontology annotation, biological process: protein modification process. NCBI's taxonomy places the organism in Eukaryota, Metazoa, Chordata, Mammalia, Pholidota, Manidae. Gene Ontology annotation, cellular component: cytoplasm.